AUCUACAUGUGUUUUUCUGGGAACAGACGUUAAAACAAAACAAACCACACCUACACUCAGCUCACAACAACAAACCACACAGACUCCACCUCAACCAGCUGCAGCAGAUCAAACAACAGUCCCUCAAGCAAAUCUCUUCCCAUCCAUCACUUCAUCAAACACGUCUGCAGAUAACUCCACAGAUGGCAGUUCUGCUGACCAAUCCACCAAACCCACCACACAAACCACUUCUCUUUCCCCUGACUCAUCUGACAGACAAGAUCCCACUAAAAGCCCAUGUCAGUACAACCUUAUGAAGAUUAUGAACAACGCAGUAAUAACCCAUGUGGUGAAUAUCAUCGACUCCGAGAACCAGAUAUACACAAUCAGGAUAAAAGAUAAGCACAAUGAGAUCCGUGCCCAACAAAUAUUUACCCAAACUGCCUUUGAAAUACCAUUUGAAUGGUUAAGACCAUGCACUGUGUACAACGUCAGUGUGGAUGAAUGCACAUCCAAUGGAAACAACACCUUUAUGUCCAGUGAACAAGGAGGAACUGUUCCAAAAACUGUUGUGGAAACCUUAACAGAUAAUGAAGUGUGUCUGAAAGGAGAAUUCACUGAUAUUCAAUGGAAUCUGAUUGAAUGUGUCAAAAUAACAGAGCAAAACUCUUGCACAUCCACACACACUGUUGUACUGGACACAUGCAACUACACAAUGAAUGUUGAUAUGCCCCCAGUCAAACCUGAAAUACGAUUCAAUGCAACUGUUCCCUCUCAGUUUGAGUGGACUAAUAAACCAGGACAAUGUAAUCGUAUGCUUAAAGUCAUUUGCACCCACGGCUAUAAGGAAGAUACAUUUGUUUUAAAUGAAGAAGUGUUAUUAUUACUCAAUGAACAGUACAACUGCACUGGAGAAUACUCUUAUGAAAAAAGACUCAUCAAGAGUAAUGCACUCUCCUUUCAAAUACCAUGUGAUGGGCAAAAGAAGACACAAUUUGUGCAUAGCACCAGCACCACAUUUGAAAUAUCCUGGAAUUCACUUAAUAAAGAUCAAUGCUCAGGGAUUGUAUGGGAAAGUUUUUCAGCCAGCUGCAGUGAUAGUGGUGAAAAAAAACAUCCUUCAAAGCCAUGUGGCAUUAGCACAACAUGCAGUAUUACAGGCUUAUUGCCAUAUAAAAAAUAUAAAUGCAGUAUUAAAGGAAAAGUCAGUGGAAAAGAUUAUGAAAUUUACACUGGUGAGAACACAACACUUUCUGCCAAGCCUGAUUUCAAAUCAGAAAUUGAAGUAACUCACCCUGAUCACAAUUCUCUUCAAAUAAAAUGUGAAAACAAGGGACCAAAGAUCAUCUGGAAUGGAGGAAAGGGAAAAUUCAAGGCUAAUAUCACAAACAGUGGAAGAACUAUCUCUAAAACCAGUGACACAUGCUCGUUUACAUUUUCAGAUCUUUACUACCUUACAACAUAUGAUAUUACGAUUACAGCCGAGAAUACAGAAGGAUUUUCGAAAGUCAAUAAUAAACAUGAAGCUACUACUAAAUCAAGCUCAUUGGCUGCUGAUGCAACAGAAACCAAUCAGCUGCACUGUGUAGAUAACCAUGUGAUUACUAGCAGGUUGAGUUAG
Labeo rohita (rohu) is the source of this 1600-nucleotide messenger RNA. RefSeq names its product receptor-type tyrosine-protein phosphatase C. Lineage: Eukaryota; Metazoa; Chordata; Actinopteri; Cypriniformes; Cyprinidae. Bases 293 to 1600 code for a protein of 435 amino acids. The record is from RefSeq and is a predicted model, not a curated record. The transcript has 14 exons. Gene Ontology annotation, molecular function: protein binding.